AUGAAGCUCAUCUAUGCGUCGCUGGUCAACGAUUGGGGUUUUUCUGGAACUGUCAAGAUCAGUUGCACGACCUGCUUUUCAGAAGCCCGGCAGACAAUGGCUGGCACUGCACUGACGCGGUAUUCAACCAUUACAUCACAAUCUUCAGCAGCUGGAGCCGCACAAGAUGACGGCAUCUCAUCCGCGCAAGACUUACAACAAGAUGUCUCGUCCAUCCCGCCUGCUACGUCAACGGAAAUACCUCCAUCAUCCUCUCAGCUCAGCACCCCGAUUAAGGCGGGCAUCGUUACUGCCUCUAUCCUGGUGUUCCUACUCGUGCUAUUACUGGUACUCGAGCAUACCUAUCUCCGUCGCAAACGCCACGAGCGCGCAGUCAAACGAGCGAUCGACGAGGUAGAGCGAGGAACUGAGCUGAAGAGCACAACGACGAGUGAGAGCAAAGAGAACAUGGUAUUGGAGAGUCGAGUUGAGAUUGUCGUAGAUGGCGAAGGGCAGGAUAGUGUGCGGGGUAGCUGGGAUGGAGAGGGUUAUUGGAAUGCAGAUACAGACGACGAGGAUGACGACGGAGACUUGAGCGAAUGGGGACGAGGGCGAAGGCGCGAGAUUGGGCGGAAUGGGAUGAGCCUUCCGCGAAGAGGACGUUAG
Alternaria conjuncta is the source of this 645-nucleotide messenger RNA. RefSeq lists its product as uncharacterized. NCBI's taxonomy places the organism in Eukaryota, Fungi, Ascomycota, Dothideomycetes, Pleosporales, Pleosporaceae. The transcript is spliced from 2 exons. Bases 1 to 645 code for a protein of 214 amino acids. The record is from RefSeq and is a predicted model, not a curated record.